AUGAGUCUGGUUUCUCUUGCAUUUGCUGGCUCCGUUGGCAUGACAUUUGUGAUAUUGGCAUGUGCACUGCCUCAGUUUAAAGUAUGGUGGCCAUUUUUUGUAGUACUUUUCUAUAUUUUGUGUCCAAUUCCAACGAUGAUAGCGCGACGUCACACAGAUAGCACAGGAGGCACAAACUCUACUGGUAUGGAGACCGCAAUCUUUAUAACUAUGGGCAUUCUUGUUAGUUCAUUUGCACUACCUAUAGUGCUAGCUCGAGCUGGAGGGAUAAUGUGGGGUGCAUGCUACCUGACUCUAGCAGGCAAUGUCAUAGUUUAUUUGACCAUACUAGGUUUCUUCACCAUUUUUGACAUGGAUGAUUCUGAUUAUGCUAUGUGGGCUCAACUAAUUAAUCCGGCAAGAGCACAGAAACUCAAUAAGUAUAUUGUGCAACAACAUUUUAAUGCCAUCAAAGCCAUUUAUGAAGAUUUGAAUAUUUGUAGUCAUCCGGAGCGUCUUUAUAAUAUGGAUGAAAAGGGGUACAGAUUAACAAUCCACCACCAACACAAAGUAUUUGCUGCAGAAGGGACCAAAUGGGUGCACGUCGUUGCCCAAGAACACGCAGAAAAUAUAACAAUUGCUAUGUGCGUGAAUGCAACAGGAAAUACUGUGCCACCAAUGGUUAUUUUUAAGGGCAAAAUAUUACGACCAGAAUUUUGCGAUUAUAUGCCUCCCGGAACUUUAGUAAAGAUGGCCACGAAGGGAAGCAUGACGACCGAACUAUUUGUUCAAUUUAUUAACCACCUGGGUCAAUUUAAAUCUCAAGGAAAAUGUUUGUUAAUUUUUGACGGGGCUUCUUUACACUUGGAUGCUCGAAUUGUAGAUACUGCUGAUGCUCAUGACAUUGUGCUUUAUUGUUUACCAUCCAAUACUACACAUGAAUUGCAACCCCUUGACAAAUCAGUUAAUAAAUCUUACGAACAUUUCUGGGACGAAAACUGA
This is a messenger RNA of Parnassius apollo (apollo), 981 nucleotides long. The record is from the annotation of a GenBank genome assembly. Lineage: Eukaryota; Metazoa; Arthropoda; Insecta; Lepidoptera; Papilionidae.